This is a messenger RNA of Cucumis sativus (cucumber), 1305 nucleotides long. RefSeq names its product probable U3 small nucleolar RNA-associated protein 11. NCBI's taxonomy places the organism in Eukaryota, Viridiplantae, Streptophyta, Magnoliopsida, Cucurbitales, Cucurbitaceae. The transcript has 10 exons. Gene Ontology annotation, cellular component: nucleolus; small-subunit processome. The coding region runs from base 273 to 959 and encodes 228 amino acids. Gene Ontology annotation, biological process: rRNA processing. The record is from RefSeq and is a predicted model, not a curated record.
UUUUCUUCUCUCCUACAAAACCCUCCCGCCCACGCCUCCAACAAACGUCCACCGCCCUGCGCAUCCCCUAAACCGCACCCUAGCCUUUGCCUCUUUCACAAACUACAGCCACCUAGCCUCCUUCUCAGAUUGCUCAAGAACCGGAAAGUGAAAGCGGGGGAGAAAUUUGAUUUCAAGUUCUCCAACCUCAAGGCAGUCCAAGGAAACUAAGACUUAGAAAUCAUUAUUUGGUUGUACUUGCACAUCAGUUUCUCGCUCUCUUAUUGAUUGCAAUGUCAUCCCUAAGGAAUGCGGUUCCUAGACGGCCUUACAAGGAGCGAGCUCAACCGCAAUCUCGGAAAAAAUUUGGACUUCUUGAGAAACACAAAGAUUAUAUUCAGCGUGCUAAGGCUUUUCAUAAGAAGGAAGAUACUUUACGGAAACUUAAAGAGAAAGCAGCCUUCAAGAAUCCAGAUGAAUUUUACUUUAAGAUGAUUAGGACGAGAACAGUUGAUGGAGUCCAUAAACCAGAGAGUCAUGUUAAUAAGUAUACUGCAGAGCAACUCAUGCUGAUGAAGACCCAAGAUGCAGGUUAUAUACUUCAGAAGAUGCAGAGUGAGAAAAAGAAAAUUGAAAAACUGACAGCAACGUUGCAUUCUCUUGACAAUCAGCCAUCAAAUAAGCAUCUUUACUUUGCUGAAGACAGGGAGGAAGCCAAUGAAAUUUUAUCUCGUUCUUCUAAAGGAUUGGUGGCAUCAUCUGAGGCAGUUCCUGAUAGUAUUAGAAGGAAAACCAUUUCUUCGUACAAAGAAUUGGAGGCAAGGAGGAGUAGAGUAAAUGAACUAGAGAAACUUUAUAUGGAUAUGACACUACAACAAGAAUUAAGGAAAAAGGGUCGCAAACGUAAACUCCGAGAAGAUGAACUUUCCAAUCCAACUUUGAAACCUGUAUAUAAGUGGCGGGCAGAACGAAAGCGCUAAAAGUCCCUUGCCCAAGCAUAGUUUGCAAGAUGUAUUUGCAAUUUCCAAGGAAACUGAAUGAAGCAUUGUUUGUUUACCAUACAAAUGCCUUGAAAGUUGGCUGAAAUCACAAGGACCUAAAAUUUUGUUUUCACAGCUAAUGAGUUAAAACCAUGCUGUGUUUCUUCUGGAACGAAGAAUGUAAUCAAUUUUUUGUUGCUGAUAUUUACUGUGGAAUAUAGUUUAAAACGGGUGGAUAAAUCGAACUUGGGCUUUAGAUGUUGUAAUGUUGUAGUUUUACGUUCUAAUUUGGAUCCUGGGUUUCAAGAUUUAUUCUUUUAGCUGAGGUUUGAAAUUCCGUUGUCUA